Staurois parvus is the source of this 828-nucleotide messenger RNA. The record is from the annotation of a GenBank genome assembly. Lineage: Eukaryota; Metazoa; Chordata; Amphibia; Anura; Ranidae.
AUGAUCCAAGAUCUGAAGACUCCUGGAACCACUCCUAUUUCUGGUACCCCGGAACCAUCUCCACUGAUGGACAAGAAGGCACUGAUGGCUGCAGAUAGUGACACAAUCUCCAGGAACACAUUAAGAAUGCCUCCAGCACCUCCAACCCGGGCACAUCCCAGUCCCCUAGUAGAUAUGUUCAACUAUCCAGAAGCUACCCAGAAGCCGGCAUAUGACCGGAUAAAAUCAUUACCAGGUGAAAAUGAGGAGAGCAGUUUGCCUCGGUCUAUGUCUAUGGCCACAGGGCUGAACAUAAUGAAGAGGACAAAGGUCAGAACAAUCUUUCCUCAUACUGGAAACAACAAGACUUUACUAAGCUUUCAACAAGGUGACAUCAUUACUCUGCUUAUCCCAGAAGAGAAGGAUGGGUGGCUGUACGGAGAACACGACACAACAAAACUCAAAGGCUGGUUCCCAUCAUCCUAUUCCAGACCAUUGGAAGAGAAUGGAAGAGAAGCAAUACAGGUGCCAAGCAUGAAUCCCAGUCCCGUCCCAGUGAGAAGUCUCAGCUCAGCCAAUCUUGUUGAGAAGAAUAGCAUGGUUCUUCCUGAACCAGACUACUUAGACUCCUCUUCACUGAGCAGCUCAAGUGACCGUGAAGCUUCCUUCACUCCAUCUUUUGCCAAAGAAACUGCUUCAAUCUCUAGUAAUGAUUCUCCUAAACCAGCACAGAAACCAACACCCAAUGGGGUUAUGAAACAUCCAUACCUAAGUGGAGAAAAUCCAUUCGCUACUGUCAAGCUCCGACCUACCGUCACAAACGACCGAUCAGCACCAAUCAUUCGAUAA